AUGGCCGCAAGAUUCAGAAAAAUGCUGAUAGGUUCCGAUUCUAAAGGUUCAGACAUGCAUCAUCCCAAGGGAGCUGAUCUAUUCCUUCUACCAAUAGAGGUUUUCGAUCAUCCUAGGGGCGGUGUGUCAUCAGGCGAGUUGUUCACGAAGAAUUCACAGCAACCGACGCUAUCCUUUGCGGCACAGGAGGCGACACACAAAGGGGAACCUGCGUUGAUUUUCCCACAGGCAGCGGUCGAAGCUCUGACCAGUCCAUUUCGUUUCGCAUUGAUUGGGAAAUUCUCUAGAGGAAGACCGAAGUUGGAGGAGGUGAGGAAGUUCAUUGCAUCGCUGGAUUUACGUGAGAACCCGGUGGUGGGCUUGUUGGACGUAAGACAUGUGUUAAUUCAGUUGAACAAUAAAGCUGAUUUCCAUCGUGUAUGGUUUAGGAGGAUCUGGUAUGUGUCUUCCUUCCCCAUGAGAGUAUUCAAAUGGACCACGGACUUCCAUGUUGACAGGGAGUCGUCGGUGGUUCCGCUGUGGUUUCAAUUACCAAAACUCCCGCUGCACUUUUUCAAUAAGGAGGUGAUUUUCCAGAUUGCUUCUAUGGUAGGUAACCCUUUGUUGGUUGAUGUGGCUACCCUGGCGGUGUCACGGUCAAGUGUGUCACGGCUGGUGGUAGAGAACCUUCCAAGGUACUGCUCACAUUGUUUCCGCCAAGGUCACGAUGUAGAGACUUGUCAUGUUGUAAAGCCCGAGUUGCGAGGAGCCUCUGGUCACCAUGCCAAGACUACUGGAACAACACAACUACGGUGGGCAAAGACGUCGAAUACAGACAUGCCUGAUGGGCCUUUGGAGGGUAAUGGAGAAAGGUCAUCAGUGUUGAUGCAAGAUGCGGCAGCGAUUGAUGGGGCAAAGGGAGAAGUUAAUGGGACUGUGGCUGGCAAAGAGCUAGUUGCUCACGAUCAGUCACCAGGUGGUACGUCUCACGGGCCUGAGCAAGGGGACCAGGUGCAGCAGUCCAGUGCUACUAUACCAGUGCAGCAGGAGAGGAAAACGGAGGCGGACUGUGGGACGGUGGCGGUCGAAGGUAUCGAGGCGGUGUUGCGACAUGAGAAAGGAGAGGAAGGUUCUGAGGAUGCGGGAAGUGGGUUGCCCGCGAGGGUGGUCGUGCGUUCUGCUGAAGGGCAAGUUGAAGACAUACAGGAUACUCAACAAAGGGUGGGUACCCUCUCCCCUAGGGGCAAGGAUCUUGUCCGACAGCAAGAGUCAUCACUAGAGACCAGGCAUAUAGACACGGGGGUGGUUUCUGGUACCCUGGAACAGGAAGAAGUGGUUCGUAAGGAGCAAAUGGAUGCAAGGUUGUGUGGUCUCCGGGCUGGUCUCCCGUCAGAUAGAACACUACGCUCCAUGAUUACUAGGGAGUCUCCCCAACAUUUAACUAUUAGAGUGCAAUCUCAUCUUUUCCAAGACUUCAUUAUUUUGUCUUAUAUACACGCGAAGUGUACGGAGUGGGACAGAGAGGAUUUGUGGAAUGCACUUUUGCGGGAUAAACCAGCCUUCAACCCUUGGUUUUUGGUGGGGAAUUUCAAUGUGGUCACAAAUACCGAGGAGAAGAGGGGUGGAUUGCCAUUUAGACCGUCGGAGGGAUCAGACUUUCUGAAUUUUAUGGCAGUGGCCGGUGUUAGUGAUGCGGGAUUCUCUGGAUCAAGAUAUACCUGGUGUAAUAAUCGUUUGGGAACAGAACGGAUCUGGAAGCGUCUGGAUCGCUUACUUCUGUGUGGGCGUGCUUUGGAGCUUCCGUACCAAAUCAUGGUGCAACAUUUAGGCCGUGACCGGUCGGAUCAUGCUCCCUUGUUGCUAUCGGUGGGUACGAGGGUAGACAACAAACCCAGGCCGUUUCGUUUCUUAAACAUCUGGACCACUCAUCCUAGUUUGCUGGGGGUUAUCAAGGAUUGUUGGGCUCAUCCAGUCAAUGGCUCUUCUUUGCAAAUAUUGGUCUUGAAGUUGAGAAAUGUUAAAAAUGCCCUCAAGCUAUGGUCUAGGACGAUAUUCAGGGAUAUUUUUGAAGGGGCACGUAGUGCAGAGCGUGUGGUAACCGAGGCUGAGACAGCAUACGACUUGGAUCCUACUGAGCAACGGCGGAGCGAGUUACACCAUGCUCGGGCUCGGUUGCACCGAGCGCUUGUAGUUGAGGAGGGUUUUUGGAGACAAAAGACGUGGGUGAGGUGGCUUUCGGACGGAGAUAGGAACACCAAAUAUUUUCACUCCUUGGUUACGGAAAGGAAACGUAGGGCAGUAAUUCAUCGAGUCAAGGGUACAGAUGGAGAGUGGAUCGAGGGGGAAUGCCAAAUUGGGGAGGCAGCGAUGGGUUUCUUUAAGGACCUUUUCACGGCAGAGAGGGAUCUUCCCUCCCUUACCGGUCUGGAGAUCAUACCGAAACUGAUAACGGACCAGGAAAACUCACGGUUAACGGACAUUCCAUCUCUUACAGAAGUUAAAAACAUAGUCUUUGCUAUGGAUGGAGAGAGCGCAGCAGGCCCGGACGGGUUUACCGGGAAAUUCUUUACCUUUGCUUGGGAUGUGAUGGCAUCAGAUAUAUACCGAGCGGUUGUCAGCUUUUUCUGCGAUGCUGAAUUACCUAGGAGUAUCACGGCUACCUCAAUUGUGUUGCUACCCAAAGUGGAGAACCCCCAAGAUUUUAAGCAUUUUCGGCCGAUCAGUCUGUGCAACUUUACUAACAAAAUCAUCUCCAAGCUGUUAUCCGCAAGGUUGGCGAUUACAUUACCCCCGAUUAUAUCUCCACAGCAAAGCGGGUUUGUCCAAGGGAGGCAGAUUACAGAUAAUUUCUUGUUAGCUCAGGAAUUAGUAGCCGAUAUCAGGAAAUCAAAUCGGGGUGGUAACAUGGUCAUCAAGUUAGAUAUGAUGAAGGCUUAUGAUAGAGUUUCAUGGCCCUUUCUCCUACAGGUGCUACUAUAUUUCGGAUUCAGUGAGACCUGGAUAGAUAUGAUCUGGAGCUUAAUAUCGAAUAUGUGGUUCUCGGUACUUGUUAAUGGCGGUUCGCACGGCUUUUUCAGAUCUUCACGGGGUUUACGGCAAGGGGAUCCCAUUUCACCAGCCUUAUUCGUUAUUGGAGUCGAGGUGUUGUCUAGAGCCCUCAACACGCUACUCACACAAAGGGGAUUUACUCCGUUUAAAGUACCUCCUCAUUGUCCUAUAAUUACGUAUUUAGCAUUCGCCGAUGACGUGAUUAUCUUUUCCAGUGGGGGCCAGUCAUCCCUACGUCUGAUUAAACGGGUUCUGGAUGAUUAUAGUGCAGUAUCAGGUCAGCGGCUCAACCCUCAGAAGAGUUGUUUCCUUACUCAUUCACGGGCACCAUCUCAGAGGGCAACGGUUAUUAACCAGAUAUUGGGGUAUAAUAAACGAGCCUUUCCGAUACGGUACCUUGGUUGUCCCUUGUAUGCCGGAAGGAUCAAGAAGGUUUACUAUACGGAUACAUACAAUGUGGUGGCGAAUCGAAUUUUGUCUUGGAGGAACCAGAUUUUAUCGCCAGGGGGCAGGGUGGUGUUGAUUCAGAACGUGCUAGCAUCUAUGCCAAUUCACUUGCUAGCAGCCGCGUCCCCUCCAAAAGGGAUAUUGAUGGUCAUAGAGAGAUUGUUCGCCAAGUUCUUGUGGGGAUCUUCGAAUUCGGGGGACAAGUUCCAUUGGAUACGUUGGGCAGAUCUGUGUCGGCCGAAGGAUGAAGGGGGUGUAGGCCUGCAGGGGUGCGUUUUGCGACAAGGUAGAGGUCUCCAUGAUCAUUCGGUGGUUGAUUUUAUAGAUCGGGGGGUCUGGAAUGUGGACAUGCUCCAUCAAUUCUUGGAUGGAGAAUUGGUUAGACAGGUUUUGGAGAUUGACCCUCCUACCGGUAGGGGCAAUGAUAGAAUGGUAUGGGCAUUGACGAAUUCGGGUAUUUUUUCCACUGCAUCGACUUACUCAUUGAACCGUCAAUCCAAUGACAGCUCUUGGCUUUUUGGCCGUAUAUGGCAGCAGGGUCUUCCAGUCAAGGUUUCUUUCUUUAUGCUACGACUAUUACAGGGGAGGCUUCCUCUUAUGGAUCGCCUAAAGAGGUUUGGAGUCUGUGGCCCAUCUAGAUGCUUGUGUUGUCAGAAUCCCCAGGAAGAGGACUUGAAUCAUGUGUUUUGCUCAAGAGAAGGGGCACGAUUGGUCUGGCGUCACUUUGAGAGUACUGUUGGUGAGUUUAGUGGGGUGCAUACGGUGCGUCACAUGGUGUGGUCUUGUUGGUUAAGGAGGGGGACUAAUGACCGUGUAAAGUUUUUACAGAAUAUACUUCCUUCGGUGGUAUGCUGGGUUUUGUGGAAGGCUAGGAAUGAAGGGGUGUUUGAAGAUCGGAAGAUGAGAAUCGGAGCUACGAUGGAUGCUCUCGGGGGAACCCAGGAAGGAGUGGGGGGUGGGCUUGUGCGGGAUGGUCGAGGAAACUUUGUAUUUGGCUACGCGGAGCCCUUCGGGGCGAUAACCAGCAUGCAGGCGGAACUUCGAGCGUUGCUAUGGGGCGUUAGACUUUGUGUGAUUCGAGAGUGCUUGGAGUUACACUUAGAGGCGGACUCUCUCACCCUGGUUCAGAUUGUUCAAGGGACUAGUGCUUGUCUUUGGCGUCUACAGAGAGAUCUGGAUGAGUUGAUGAUAUUCAAAUAG
Messenger RNA from Coffea eugenioides, 4674 nucleotides. RefSeq lists its product as uncharacterized. NCBI's taxonomy places the organism in Eukaryota, Viridiplantae, Streptophyta, Magnoliopsida, Gentianales, Rubiaceae. The record is from RefSeq and is a predicted model, not a curated record. Bases 1 to 4674 code for a protein of 1557 amino acids. Gene Ontology annotation, molecular function: RNA-DNA hybrid ribonuclease activity; nucleic acid binding. The transcript has 7 exons.